Messenger RNA from Nematostella vectensis (starlet sea anemone), 1833 nucleotides. RefSeq names its product cyclin-D1-binding protein 1 homolog. Gene Ontology annotation, biological process: regulation of cell cycle. The transcript has 12 exons. Lineage: Eukaryota; Metazoa; Cnidaria; Anthozoa; Actiniaria; Edwardsiidae. Gene Ontology annotation, cellular component: nucleus. The record is from RefSeq and is a predicted model, not a curated record. The coding region runs from base 51 to 1073 and encodes 340 amino acids.
AUAUACUUCUGGAAUAAGCAAAGGAGACUGGGUCGAGAGGGUGAAUCAAAAUGGCGGCUGGCAAUGACGAGGAAAGCUCAGAGAUUCUGUCUUCCCUCGUGGACACGUUGCAACUUUGUGGCAGUAAAGUCAAAGAGGGAAGUUUGCGUCAAGUAUUGGAAGACCUAGAAACACAUUUCUCACUCCAAGAUUUCUGGCUUAAAUUUGGAAUGACAUUUAGGGCUGUGUCAAAAGAAGCCACCAAGCUCGCAGCCAUGUAUUCCAAGCCACCAAUCCCAAACCCUGAGGAGUUACAGGGAGUUCUUACUGGUUUUGAAACCUCCAUCAUUGCAAUGCUUACUGUGUUUCUCUCUCUACCAGCUUCACAAGGAAAGGCCCUUCACAAGAGAAUCCAGACAACUGUCAGUGCUAUUGUAGAAGGUUCCAAAAUCCUGGUCCAAUCUUUGAUGAAGCAUAAUGACAACAGCAAUCAAGCCAUUAACCAGUCAGCAGGUGCUUUAUGGGAGCGCUGUGAUUCCUUCCAUUCAUUUCCGCUUGAUAAUAAGUAUGCAGUGCUUGACGUUUUUAAAAUGGUUUCUGAACUUGUCAAAGAUGCUCUUUCAGAAGUAGAACAGGCCCAAACUAAUAAUGGAAGGGAAAAUACCAAUUCCCCAAGCCAGACAGAUGGCACUAAUGAGCAAGGGUGGUCCUCCCAUGAUGCCCAGCUAGUCGCACCUUGCGUAGGGGUAGUCAAGGCUUGCCGGUCCUGCUUGAAGAAAGUGUCUGGCGCUAUACGUACUUAUGGAAAGGCCACAUCUCAUCAGCUCGUUCAAGAGCUUGACAGUAUGGAGGAGAUUCUACAAAAGAUCAGCCCAAGUGUUGAUGACCUAGUUAGUAGUUUGUACGCGCCGAUGAAUCAUACAACAGUUGCAAACAAGGCUAGAGAUCUCGGCAGCUGUUUAAAGAACCUCAUCGAAAAAUCAAGGAAUUCGCAUUUUACUGAAGAGGCAGACAACACGUGGCUUGACUUCCUGACUAAAGCCAUCGACCACAACCUUGCUAAGAUGUCCUCGGCUUUGGAAGCGCAAAGUUAAUCGCUUGCGUGCCCCGUGCAUUUCGCCAUAACACGGGCGCAACGAGCUGGGGAUGAGCCCUUUUCCAGGCCGUAGCAGCGGGUGGGACACUGAAGACAUCUCCCCCCCCCCAAUAUUUUCAAACAUUAUAAGAAAAUGAACAGUAGUGGCGUGGCUGUACCCCCCAAUUUUUAAUGUCUCUGUAUUGUGAUCCCCCCCAAAUCUUGCACGUGGCCUGCUAUGCUACGGCUCUGUAUUCGUAUACAUACAAUCCGAGCCAAUUGGCCGCAAAUCAAAUUUGAUUCAGAUGAAAUAAAAUGCGAAAAAUACACCAUACCCCUAGACAUAUGCUGAAACACCUUAUGGCAGUUAAAGCUUCACGGCUAGCUAACGAACUGUACAACAAACAAGUACCAGAGAUACCCACACAUUGAUAGGGAGGUCAUAACCAGACUCAUAGCCCUGUCGGUUACACCACGCACAGCUCGCUGAGAUGUAGAGGGAAAAAUAAAGGGUCUUUCACGUUAGCGUCUCUUAGGAGUUGGUGUGUUGCUAUAGUAGUGUAGUGAAGUGAUGUCAUCAUGCAUAGCAUACUAUGACCUAGGUCUACAUAGCCACUAUUGGGCUUGUGUUCUUUUUUGCUCAGUCAAGCUUGUUCAUAUGACAUCUUUUGUGAAAAGAUAUAAUAGAAGUGAACUGAAAUAUGGUGAAAUGUACGCAAACUCAAGAUGGAACAUGAAAACAGUUUUAGAAAAAAACAUUAAAAAACUCAUAGAAACAA